CGCCACUAUGCUAGCGGUCUAGGAACAGCAACCACGCCAAACUGUCAAUGCCGAGCAACACGAGACAAACCCACAUUAAAGACCUUCACCUCCAUUCUAACGAGGCAGGUGGCAACCAAGUGGCCGCUGGUUAGCAAGAACCGAGCACGCAACAUCGCCAUCGCCAUUGCGACAAGUUGAAGUGAAAGGAUUGAAUCGUACUUAAGUGGAACCCUAAGUACGAGCUGCAUUCUCUACCUCGCCAUCAAGGCAACGAACCUGAUCUCGAGCAGCUCCGCAGCGGACCAAGAGACGAGAAUGGCGGGCGGCGGACCGAGCAUCGGCAGCUACUCGCCCCUCACGGGCUUCGUGUUCAUCUUCAACCUCAUCGUAGGCGCUGGAGCGCUCACUAUUCCGCACGCUUUCGCCAACGUUGGUCUCAUUUACGGGUGCAUUGCGCUGUCCAUCCUAGCGUCAGUCAGCUACGUGACUGCCACGUUCAUGAUCGAGGCCAUCGCGGGCGUCAACGCGCUCAAGCGACGCGCACGAGAACUCGGAGUGGACGCUGCAAAUGGGGACGAAAAGCAGCCGGUGGACGAGCUCAGCGAUAGCGACGACGGCGACGCGCAAACGGAAUUUGUGCCGCUAAUGGUCGCCAAUCAAGUACUAUUGCAUAUUCUAUGGCCAGCAGAUCUCAUGUGUGGACGAUGUCGUCACCGUUUGAUGUGUGUGUUUGAUACUGCAGAAGCAUGACGCACUUGAGCGCAAGUUGCGAGCGAAGAAUACCGAUGUGAGGUUUCACUUCGAUCUGUCUAAAAAGGUAUGUGGACGCUGUUUAGCUUGUGAGACGGUAAAUGAUGAGCUCAGUUAGUGUUUGUGAUAUGCAGAUGGAGCUGGCCGAGAUGGCAGAGCUGCUGUUCAACCACCGAGGGAUUAUUGCGUUCUAUACAUGCAUCACUGUGUAUCUGUACGGUGACUUGGCCAUCUAUGCUGUUGCCGUCCCCAAGUCACUGCGUGAGAUUAUCUGCCCGCGUCCUUCAGCGGAUGCUGUUGUAUGGGAGUGCUCCGACAAGUUCAACAGCUCGGACUUGUAUCGCCUUUUUGUUGUGCUCUUCGGUCUGCUUCUUGGGCCGUUCACGUUCGGCCACGUGCACAAGACGCGCACACUCCAGCUCGUUUCAACAGUCAUUCGUCACGCUUCAUUUGGGCUUAUGAUCGUGCUGGCUAUCAUCGGGAUCUCGCGCGGCCACGGCCGGAGCGUCGCUGACGUCGUAAGCUACGAAAAACCGGCCAACAUUGCCACUUUCUUCGGUGUAUGCAUCUACUCCUUCAUGUGCCACCACAGUGUUCCGGGUCUCGUGGCACCUAUCACGGACAAAUCGAAAGUCGGCAUGGUUCUCGCGUCGGCCUUCAUGGCGGUCCUCAGUGUUUAUUUCGUGCUGUGCGCGUCGGCAACAUUCCGUUUCCAGCCAGAGGACAUCGAGGAUGUGUACACACUCAACUUCAAGAAUUACCCAGUGCAAGCGUUUGGAUACUUUCUGAGUCUAUUCCCAGUGUUCACGCUAAGUGCGAGCUUCCCGCUUAUUUGCAUCACGCUCCGUGAGAAUAUCCGUUACCUCGCGUCGAGCAUGAACGAGUCGGCGCCACUGGGCGAUGCCACUCCAUCGAGAGGGCUGUACGGGUUCCUGGAAACCAACAUGUACGCGCUGGUGGCGCUUCUGCCGCCGCUUGUAGUGGCGUUCUUCACCGAGGAUGUGUCCAUGCUGGUGGGCUUCACAGGCGCGUACGCCGGUUUGGGCAUUCAGGUUGGUGUUGCGUUGAACUUGUGGCUUUGCGUGUUUUCUCAGGGGAACACGUACUCACAACUGCGCGACGUGCUUGUGUGCUUUGUUGCUGUUGCAGUGGAUCGUCCCUACGUUCCUCGUUUUCUGCCUGCGCCGUCGCCUGGCGUCGGAGUGGAAGCAGAUGCAUCCGAUGGAAGUGGGCGCCACGCGUCCAGGUACUCCGGCAGCACGCGGCAACAAGAACCGCUUUGCGAGUCCAUUCGCGCACCAGGCGUGGCUCUAUUUGGUGCUAGCGUUCUCGGUGGUCUCGGUCGUGCUGAUCACGAUCACGCAUGGCAUGCAUUGAAGCCUUGAAGAGGAGGACUCGACAGCAUAUUUCGAUGUAAAAGUUGCAAUGAGCCGCAAGGAAAGAAAAAUUGCAAUACCAACUUGAAGUUGAUCAUUUCCGUGCAUUUGCAUUAUGAGA
Phytophthora nicotianae INRA-310 is the source of this 2229-nucleotide messenger RNA. RefSeq lists its product as hypothetical. Lineage: Eukaryota; Oomycota; Peronosporomycetes; Peronosporales; Peronosporaceae. The record is from RefSeq and is a predicted model, not a curated record. The transcript is spliced from 7 exons. Bases 834 to 2117 code for a protein of 427 amino acids.